Molecule: messenger RNA, 1239 nt
Organism: Mesorhabditis spiculigera
Lineage: Eukaryota; Metazoa; Nematoda; Chromadorea; Rhabditida; Rhabditidae
Source: the annotation of a GenBank genome assembly
AUGAUAUCAUGGUGUAACGAGAAAUACCGUUGUACACGAUGUCAUAAUAAUGAGCAUUUGGUGGAUGAUCUGCUGAUGAAAAGGCGAGAAUUCGAAAAUGAUACUGGUAUACUGCUGGCCGACGUCGAUUUGGAAGUGUUUCGUGAGAAUGUACCUCGUCUGAUCAACUGCAUUAAAUGCUAUCAGAAAUAUCACCAUUUCACUUACGAACCGGAAAAUACGUGGAUUUCUUUGGAAGAGGCACAGGUGCUCGUUCAUUCAAAUGCAAUCCAACGUUAUGUCGAUACAAUCAUCACACCACUUGCUACACUUCUUUCUGACGCUUUUAGGCCAAAAAAUCGACGCUGCGUAUGGGAAAAAAUUGGCGUUCAAGCAGCUGAACUUGUGGAAACGAUCGACAAAAUGAGAGAGGGAAAAGAAGUGACAGUGGCCGAAAAAGAGAAAUGGGUGAAGAAGGCGGUCAAGAAGAAGAUUAUUCCGGCUGAAUUCACAUCGGAGCAUGGAUUGCGACUUUACAUCGGAAUUAGGGAAGGAGAGUGGAAGUCCGAGGAUUUCAAGGGGAAAACGGAUCUUCAGAAAGUGUAUUAUUCUUUCAUUGAGGGAUUAGGGAAUAUUCGGAAGGACGAUCAACAGCUGUGGGUCUCCUUCUCUGCAACCAAAUCUUGUGAUAUCAUCCGGAUGAUCAAUAUUCUUCAUUCUCCACCCUUCCGCGAAGUAUUGUCGAAAACCCGUUGCAUGCUUUCACUUUCCACCAAUACUGAUCAUCCAACCGAGACGGCUGUCUAUGAAUGGGCCGGUGUAUGGAAACAGUUAUUGUUUAAUGGUCUUUCGUUGAGCGAGGAUGGGAUCAACUUCUCAACAUUUGUCAUUCGAAGUAUACAGAAUCUUUUGAAUGGAGGGACGUCUAAUUCUUCGGGAUUGCAUCUCCACAAUGGCCCUUGGCAUUUCCCAUUUAUCGGUGAGAAACAGAGGAAUUUUGAGGAGAAAUAUAAUGUUCGAAUUGUACUGAUUACGGUGGAAGGGAACGAGAGUGAGAGGAGAUAUCUAUGGAUUUUGCCUCGCAACAAGCCCAACAUAGCCAUAUACUUUAUCUAUGAUUCGGAUCGAUAUUUCAAAAUUUCCAUGGGUUCUCCCUCAGAUAUCGCGAAAUACGAGCAAGCGCAGCUGGGAAUCGUUGCAAAAGAUGAGGAAAUGAAAUUGGGAGGAGAGGACCUGGACGGCAAACCAUCGACCGACAUU